AAGGAGAUGGUCUACAAUCAGAAGAUGACCCACAAUCAGAAGGAGAUGGUCUACAAUCAGAAGAUGACCCACAAUCAGAAGGAGAUGGUCUACAAUCAGGAGAUGACCCACAAUCAGAAGGAGAUGGUCUACAAUCAGAAGAUGACCCACAAUCAGAAGGAGAUGACCAACACACCAAACAAGAAUGCCAAAAUGAAAAGAAAAAAAAGAU
Molecule: messenger RNA, 211 nt
Organism: Candidula unifasciata
Lineage: Eukaryota; Metazoa; Mollusca; Gastropoda; Stylommatophora; Geomitridae
Source: the annotation of a GenBank genome assembly